Molecule: messenger RNA, 576 nt
Organism: Sinocyclocheilus anshuiensis
Lineage: Eukaryota; Metazoa; Chordata; Actinopteri; Cypriniformes; Cyprinidae
Product: parvalbumin beta-like
Exons: 5
Coding region: 110-436 (108 amino acids)
Cellular component (GO): cytoplasm
Molecular function (GO): calcium ion binding
Source: RefSeq, a predicted model, not a curated record
AGAACUGCAGAAGAGGGUCUCUGUGUCUUCAUUGCUGCUGAGGAUACAUCUGAGGAGGAGCACACAUCACUUCCACAACGCGGCCAACGUACUUAGUUUUUGAAGAAACAUGGCACUCGCAGGACACCUGAAGCAAGAUGACAUUGCAGCAGCUAUCCAGGCUUGUCAAGCCCCAGGGACUUUCAACUACAAGACGUUCUUUGAACAAGUGGGGCUAAUGGGUAAAGCUACUUCAGAUAGGGAGAAGGUGUUCAAGGCCCUGGACCAGGACAAGAGUGGAUUUAUUGAAAAAGAGGAGCUGAAACGCUUCCUCCAGAACUUCUGCUCUAAGGCCAGAGAGCUCACAGAGGCCGAGACCAACACUCUCUUGGCAGCUGGGGACAGUGACGGAGACGGCAAAAUUGGGAUGGAAGAAUUCUGCGCCUUGCUGAAAUGAAAAUGUGAUGAAUGUCUUCACUGACUUGAACUUCAUUUCAUGAUUCUCUCUUAUUUAUUUGCAUGCAUUACCUAUUAUUGCUUUUUAUGUGAGUUGCUUAUUAAAAUAUGUUUAGCAAGUCUUUGUAGUAAAUGUGCAAA